This is a messenger RNA of Lasiodiplodia theobromae, 1554 nucleotides long. Its product is annotated as Succinyl- :3-ketoacid-coenzyme a transferase. Gene Ontology annotation, biological process: ketone body catabolic process. Lineage: Eukaryota; Fungi; Ascomycota; Dothideomycetes; Botryosphaeriales; Botryosphaeriaceae. The coding region runs from base 1 to 1554 and encodes 517 amino acids. The transcript has 3 exons. The record is from RefSeq and is a predicted model, not a curated record. Gene Ontology annotation, molecular function: succinyl-CoA:3-oxo-acid CoA-transferase activity.
AUGCCGUCGAUAGCUAUGGGCGUGCGCACCGCGCGCUUCUUUGCGUCGUCCAAUUCGUCCAAGGCCACCCUCCUCGCGCGCACAUUCGCGUCGUCGACACGGCGCUUCGAGAUCAACAAGGUGCUGCCGUCGGCCGAGGCGGCGAUCGCGGACAUGAAGUCGGACAGCACGCUCCUGUGCGGCGGAUUCGGGCUGUGCGGCGUGCCCGACACGCUGAUCAACCAGGUGCACAAGACGCCCAGCAUCAAGGGCUUGACGGCCGUGUCGAACAACGCGGGCGUGGUGGGGUCCGGGCUGGGCCUGCUGCUGGAGUCGGGCCAGAUCCGCAAGAUGAUCGCGUCGUACGUGGGCGAGAACAAGGUGUUUGAGUCAAAGUACCUGAAGGGCGAGAUCGAGCUGGAGCUCACGCCGCAGGGCACGCUCGCCGAGCGGUGCCGCGCGGGCGGCCACGGCAUCCCGGCCUUCUUCACGCCCGCCGCCUUCGGCACCGUCGUGCAGACGGGCGAGCUGCCGCUCAAGUUCAACCCGGACGGCACCAUCGCCCAGUACUCGACCCCGCGUGACGUCAAGGUCUUUGACGGCAAGAGCUACGUCAUGGAGGAGGCCAUCCGCGGUGACUACGCCUUCAUCAAGGCGUGGAAGGCCGACAAGCUGGGCAAUGUGCAGUUCCGCUUCGCUGCGCAGAACUUCAACGGCGCCAUGGCCCGCAACGCCAAGACGACCAUCGUCGAGGCCGAGCACAUUGUCGAGGUCGGCGAGAUCGACCCGGCCGCCGUCCACGUGCCCGGCAUCUACGUCAAGCGCGUCAUCCAGAGCACGCAGCCCAAGAACAUCGAAAAGGUCGUUAACGCCAAGGACCCGGCCGACGCCAUGUCCAGCCUGGGCUCGGGCGACGCCGCCAGCAAGCGCGAGCGCAUCGUGCGCCGCGCCGCCAAGGAGUUCAAGAACGGCAUGUACGCCAACCUGGGCAUCGGCAUGCCCAUGCUGGCCCCGUCGUUCGUCGACGAGUCGGUCGAGGUGCAGCUGCAGUCGGAGAACGGCAUCCUCGGCCUCGGGCCCUACCCGGCCAAGGGCGAGGAGGACCCGGAUCUGAUCAACGCCGGCAAGGAGACGGUGACGCUGCGGCCCGGCGCCUCCUGCUUCGGCAGCGACGAGUCGUUCGGCAUGAUCCGCUCCGGCCGCAUCGACCUCACCAUCCUCGGCGCCAUGCAGGUCUCGGCCAAGGGCGACCUCGCCAACUGGAUGCUACCCGGCAAGAUCAAGGGCUUCGGUGGCGCUAUGGACCUUGUGUCCAACCCGCAGAACACGAAGGUCGUCGUUACCAUGGAGCACACGGACAAGAAGGGCCGUCCCAAGAUCCUCAAGCAGUGCGAGUUCCCGCUCACCGGCAGGUCUUGCGUCAGCAGGAUCAUCACUGAUCUUUGCGUCUUCGAUGUCGACUUCACCAACGGUCUGACCCUCGUCGAGCUCGCAGACGGCGUCACCGUCGACGAGGUCAAGUCCAAGACCGAGGCUCCCUUUGCCGUUGCCGACAACAUCAAGCCCAUGCUCUAA